AGGCUAUUUAUAAGGCAUCAGCAGCCAAAGUGAAACAACUUGCAUGAACAGCAGUGGAUGAAAAUGUUGCUGAUACUGAUUUUGGCUUAUUUUUUUAAAGCUUCCACCUCUCAUGUGACUGGAUCUGGAAGCUCAAUAGCUCAGUUUGGUGGAGAUGCAUAUUACAGAUGCAAAUUUGCUGCCCAGACAGGUGUACUGCAGGUAACAUGGCAACGGCUUUUCAAAGAUGAGUCACUGGACAAUUUAGCAACCUACAGCAAGCGCUUUGGACCAGAGGUUAAUAUGCCUUACACAGGAAAGGUGAUCUUCACAGAGGCGUCCCUCAACUCCACAGCCAUCACUCUCAGAAAUGUAACAUGGGAAGAUGAAAGCUGCUACGUCUGUUCUUUUAAUGUUUAUCCUGAUGGGUCCAAAAGGAAACAGAUAUGCCUCACAGUUGAAGGAAUAUCAAAAGUGAACACAAACCACACUCUGAUAGACAGCCCACUUGAAGAGGAGGGCAAACAUGCAUUCAGCUGCUCAGCCACAGGAAAACCAGCUCCAACCAUCACGUGGGACUUCUCUGGUGCCACCGACUUCAACCAAACACAGACAUCCAUAGUCAGGAAUGCUGACAACACAUUCACCAGCAGUAGCAUCCUGCAGAGAGGACCUGCAGCCUGGAUCGGGCAUGUGGACUGUGUGGUGAACAGUGGAAGAAAUAGCGAGAGGCGGGAGAAGCUCUAUUUCUCUGAGGAGCAGGGGGAGAAGGAGAAAGGGGAAGAACAGCAUCGGUAUCUGGUCCCACUGGCCAUCGCAGCUGUAAUAGCAAUCCUCUGCAUUGUUGCUGCAGCCAUAGUGAUGCAAAAACGGUUAAAGAGGAAAGCAGCAAGCAGAGACAUUCCAUGAUCAGCUUUGCAGCAACAAAAGUCAAGCAUACAAGCAUUACAUCAACCUCAGUCUUUGUGCAUCUAGAAAGUGAAUAAGCUAAUGCUAGGAAAUAUAUAUAUAUAUAUAUAAAAAAUCUUCAUGACCACUUGUAUUUCUUUUAAACUACAGCACUUUGCACUUUGCCAUGGAGCUUGCUGAGGCUUUGCUGAAAGUAAAAAUCCAGGAAGCAGUUUGGAACCAUGUCUAAGAUUAGGAGUUUUAGUAUUAUGAAAGUUCUGAGGCUUUUUUUCUUUUUGUUUUUGUUUAUAAUAAAUUAAAAGUGGACCUUUAAAGUUGUUCACUCUGUCACAGUAACAGCAGCAUAGUGUGACAAUGAGCAAAAUUAAGCAGGUUGAUCACCAGCAAAAUGUUUUGGUGACAAGGGACAAGACGACGCUUGAAUGUAACAGACUGAUACUGUGGCGCCAUCUACUGGUCAUGAUGGGGAACAACAUUUUCUAUUACAGUUUAAAGAAAGCUGUGAUCAUAUGUUUAUUUUUUUCUUAGUCAAUUUCAAAUUUUACCUGACGCACACAAACUUUAGAGAAUAUAUAAUAUAGGUCUAAUAUAUUGUUUUGUUCAGGUUGUUUUGGAACUUUUUCUCGCAGUUUGCACUUUGUGUUGGAUUCAGAUAGUAUUUAUUUACCACACUGAUAUUGCAAAACAAUGCAUUUUUUUGCUGUUGUUGUUCAAUUGUAAUUUAUCUCUUUUUUCUGUUUGUUUUUUAUUGAUAUGGUAAUUAAUCCCAGUCAAAUACUGAGUCAUGAACCUGUGGGUCAUUGUAUUACUUAGAGAAAACUUUAUGAUUGAUCUAUUUGUUUAUGUAUUUUUUUAUAAUUUAUCCUCACUUUAUUUAUUUUUAAUUAGUUUAUACAACAUGUUUCAGUUUUCAGAGAUUAAACUUUAUUGUUUGGUU
This is a messenger RNA of Melanotaenia boesemani (Boeseman's rainbowfish), 1825 nucleotides long. Its product is annotated as OX-2 membrane glycoprotein-like. The record is from RefSeq and is a predicted model, not a curated record. NCBI's taxonomy places the organism in Eukaryota, Metazoa, Chordata, Actinopteri, Atheriniformes, Melanotaeniidae. The coding region runs from base 58 to 888 and encodes 276 amino acids. Gene Ontology annotation, molecular function: cell-cell adhesion mediator activity. The transcript is spliced from 6 exons.